AUGAAGGAGCCGGUGCUCAUUCAGGCGCCCAAGCAAAUCCCGCACGAAAUCCGGCAGGCGGCCGAGGUCGAAAUCAACCAGCGCGACCUCUACACCCAGGAGUCACACCGGCCGGCGCCCCACGGCGUGCUUGAUCUGCGCCUGGGUGUCUCCAACAAGAUGGACACAUGCCUGACCUGCGGGCAGCGCCUCACUGACUGCGUCGGGCACUGGGGUUACAUUGACCUCUGCGUACCGGUGUUUCACUUUGGUUACUUCAGAUCAACGCAGACGAUCCUCCAGGACAUCUGCAAGUCGUGCUCGCGUGUUAUGUUAGAGGAGGGGGAUCGGCGCAACACGCUCAGGCGCAUGCGCAUGCCCGGGAUCGACGGUCUGCAGACGCGCGCGUUGGUCAAGGGCGUCAACGACCGCUGCAAAAAGGUCACCUACUGCCCGCACUGCGGCGCGACCAACGGCGUGGUCAAGAAGGCCGGGCCGCUGAAGAUUGUCCACGACAAGUACCGCCAGAAGCGCACGGCGGACGAGCAGGAAGAGUUCCGCAAGACGCUGGCCAACGCUGCUGAGGCCGACCCGCAGCUGACGUCGUUCAUUAGCAAGGCGCAGUCAGAGGAGAUGACACCGCUGCGCGUGUACAAUCUGUUUAAGAACAUUUCAGACGAGGACUGCGAGCUGAUGGGGCUCAAUGCCAACAGCGGCCGCCCCGAGCUGUUCCUGUGGACCAGCAUCCCCGUGCCUCCCGUGUGCAUCCGCCCGUCGGUCGCGCAGGACGGGGCCAGCAAUGAGGACGAUCUGACGGUUAAGCUGUCCGAGAUCAUCUUCACUAACUCGCUGAUUGAGUCGGGCAUGCGCCAUGGCGCGAGCACAGUCAACAUUAUGGAGCAAUGGGACUACCUGGGCCUUGCCAUCGCCAUGUACAUCAACAGUGAUGUCCCAGGUGUGUCAGUGGCCGUCAUCGGAAAGCCCAUUCGCGGAUUCACGCAGCGCCUCAAGGGAAAGGCGGGUCGCUUCCGCGGAAAUCUGUCGGGCAAGCGCGUCGACUUUAGCGGCCGCACGGUCAUUUCUCCUGACCCCAACAUGCGAAUCGACGAGGUCGCUGUGCCGGACCGCCGGCUCAAGAAGCUGGUUAGAAACGGGCCCCACGUGUACCCGGGCGCCAACUUUGUGCUGUCUGCCGCGUACUCUCAGAGGAUUAUCUUGAUCAACAACGUUCGCGAGCGGACGGCAAACAAAUUAAGCAUUGGAGACACUGUUGAGCGCCACCUGGCCAAUGGCGACGUGGUUUUGUUCAACCGCCAGCCGUCACUACAUCGACUGUCGAUCAUGGCGCACUCGGCGCGCAUCAUGCCCUGGCGCACGUUCCGCUUCAACGAGUGCGUGUGCAUGCCCUACAACGCCGAUUUCGACGGCGACGAGAUGAACAUCCACGUGCCGCAGACCGAGGAGGCGCGCAUCGAGGCGCGCGAGCUCAUGGGUGUCAAGAAUAACAUGAUCACGCCCCGCAACGGCGAGCCCAUCAUCGGUGCCACGCAGGAUUUCAUCACAACCGCGUACCUGAUCACGCAGAAGGAGCGCUUCUAUGACCGGUCGCAAUUUGUUCAAAUCCCGCGCACACUGUGGUCCGGAAAGCAAGUCAUCAACGUCCUCAUGCGCCCGAACAAGGACUUUAAGCUAAAGAUCAACCUGGAGGCCAAGACCAAGUCAUUCAAAAAGACCGCCAUUCCUGAUCUCGAGAUGAUGUGCGGCACCCUGGACAAGAGCGUCGUUGGUGACGGCAAGAAGGAGUCGAUCUUUUACAUUGCGCUGCGCGAUUUCGGCACGGACGACGCUGCGUCGCUGAUGAACCGGCUGGCGAAGCUCUCGGCGCGGUGGAGUUGCAACCAAGGGUUUUCGAUUGGUCUUUCUGACGUCACACCCGGAAAGAAGCUGCGCCAGCGCAAGGACGACCUCAUCAAGGAGGCAUACGCCGAGUGCGACGGUCUCAUCGAGCAGAGCCGCAGGGGAGUGCUCGAGGCGCUUCCCGGCCGCGACAUUGCGCAGACCCUCGAGGACACGAUGUCCGGCGUGCUGUCCAGCGUGCGUGACAAGGCGGGUAAGAUUUGUAUGGAGGAGCUCACUCGCUACAACGCGCCGCUCAUCAUGGCUACGUGUGGCUCCAAGGGAAGCCCUAUCAACGUGUGCCAGAUGGUUGCCUGUGUCGGCCAGCAGAUUGUUAGUGGUAGCCGUAUUGCUGACGGCUUCACGGAUCGUACCCUGCCUAUUUUCUUAAAGAGGGCGCGCACACCCGAGGCCAAGGGCUUCGUCGCCAGCAGUUUCUUCACGGGCCUGUACCCGACAGAGUUUUUCUUCCACGCUGCUUCUGGUCGCGAGGGUUUGGUUGAUGCUGCGGUUAAGACUGCCGAGACAGGCUACAUGCAGCGUCGUCUGGUCAAGGCCUUCGAGGAUCUGCGUGUGCAGUAUGAUUCGUCGGUGCGCAACUCAGUGGGCAAUAUGCUCCAGUUUGAGUACGGCGGCGAUUCGCUUGAUCCGUACUGUCUCGAGGGCGAUGGCAUUCCGGUCAACUACAUGCACAACUGGAAGUACACCCGCAACACGGUGGAGCUGCCAGAGGACGACCAGCGCCUGGCGCCCUUCCAGAUUCGCCACAUUGUCGACUUGGCGCUGAAGGAGCCCCGCUUCGUCGACUGGACCAACAAGGACUGGCGCGAGCACACCAAGGGAUUCCUGUACGACGAGCUCGCCGGCCGCCUUGCAUCUCUGCGCGCGGCAUACGGGAUCGAUGCAUUUGACGAGGCUCCCGAGCACAUUUUCAGCGACGCUGCUGCCAAGCCCAAGUCGCGCGGCAGAAAGCCUAAGAACGCCCGCAGCAGCCGGCGGAUUCGCCCGAAGAAAACCACCCGCCGGGUCAUUGACAACAAGCUCCUGGUGACGCGCACAUUGCUCGACAGCUUCCUCGACAUAUGCAUCAAAAAGUACCAGCGCUCGCGCGUGGACCCGGAACUGCAGUCGCCGACGACACAGAUGACGCUUAAGGCUUUCCAUUUCGCCGGUAUUGCCAGUAUGAACGUCACUAUGGGUGUGCCGCGCAUCAAGGAGAUUAUCAACGCAGCCAAGAACAUCAGCACACCGGUCGUCCAGUGCAAGCUCAUCAAUGACACCAACAUCUCUUCGGCACGUAUUGUCAAGGGCCGCAUCGAGCGCACGUACCUGGGCGACAUUGCGCAGACCAUUGAGGAAGUGUACACUGCGACCUCGUGCUUCAUCGCCGUGCAGAUUGACAUGGAUGCCAUCCAUAAAUUGCAGCUCGAGCUUACACUGCCCAAUAUCUGCCAGGCCAUCAGCGUUGCGCCGAAGCUCAAGAUCGGCAACAAUGUCCAUAUGGAGCGCCCCUGCCGUAUCAACGUGUAUGCCAAUUCAAAGGACCCGAAGGAUCUGCACUACGAGCUGCAGAAGCUCAAGCGCGCACUGCCCAAGAUCAUUGUUCACGGAGUCCCCUCCGCCCAGCGCUCAGUCAUUAUCCGCAAGAGUGACGGCAGUGGGUACACGCUCAGUGUCGAGGGCUACAGCUUGAUCGAGGCCAUGACAACGGACGGAGUCGACGGCCGCUAUACCUACAGCAACCACAUGAUGGAUAACCUGCGCUACCUUGGAAUCGAAUCCGCGCGGCGCAUCAUGAUCCGCGAGCUGACCGAAAUCUUUGACAACUACAGAAUCUCUAUCGAUAUCCGCCAUUUGAUGCUGCUCGGCGAUCUCAUGUGCUACAAGGGCGAGAUUCUGGGAAUCACUCGGUACGGUAUUGCUAAGAUGAACGACUCGGUCAUGAUGCUGGCGUCGUUUGAGAAGACUACGGAUCACUUGUUUGAUGCCGCUGUGUUUGGCAAGCGCGAUAUGGUGCAUGGUGUGUCGGAGCGCAUUAUCAUGGGCCAGCAGAUGCCGGUGGGUACAGGUGUUUUCAAGCUGCUGAUGGACUAUGAUCGCGAUGUGCGCCCGACAAGGAGGCCGCUGCUUUUUGAUGAGCCCAGCACAGGCACUUCUAUCGGUUCUACUGCUGCCGCCGUUGUCACUGCCGGAUCCAUGGCGAUGGAAGUCGGCGCGUAG
Kickxella alabastrina is the source of this 4095-nucleotide messenger RNA. RefSeq lists its product as uncharacterized. Gene Ontology annotation, biological process: DNA-templated transcription. Bases 1 to 4095 code for a protein of 1364 amino acids. The record is from RefSeq and is a predicted model, not a curated record. Lineage: Eukaryota; Fungi; Kickxellomycota; Kickxellomycetes; Kickxellales; Kickxellaceae. The transcript has 7 exons. Gene Ontology annotation, molecular function: DNA binding; DNA-directed RNA polymerase activity.